Molecule: messenger RNA, 1747 nt
Organism: Malus domestica (apple)
Lineage: Eukaryota; Viridiplantae; Streptophyta; Magnoliopsida; Rosales; Rosaceae
Source: RefSeq, a predicted model, not a curated record
CCCAAAGCUGACCUCUCCCAAUCACACACAGAACAUAAACAAAAGAGAGACCAAGAAAUGAUGCUCUCUUUACUCUCAUAGAACUUUAAACAAAGACCAAAAAAAUAAAAUAAAAUCUCUCUCGUUCCUGAGGCCCUCUGUAUCCUCCUCUUUGGUCUCAAUCUCCACUUUGGGUUUUCCCCCAUAUUUCAAUCGAAGAUUCUUAUAUAUUAGAGCCUCAUGUAGGAUGCUAUCAUAUUGGAUCAGUGGCUUUUAACCUGGGAGAUUGGUUAGUCUAUGCUCAGAGUUUCCAUUGUUUAAGUGGUGCUUCUGAUCCGGCGCAUGCCAUGUGCUUGUGUUAAUUCUAAGCAAUAUCCCCCGUCAUGGCCUUUGAAGCUAAUCAAAGAGGGCUUCAACCCUGUUUAAUCAAUAUGGAUGAUAUUGAGUUAAAUAUAAACUGGGAAGACGUGAAUUGUCCUAUAUGUUUGGACUUUCCUCACAACAGUGUACUACUUCAGUGCUCAUCUUAUGAGAAAGGGUGCCGUCCUUUUGUUUGUGACACAGACCACUUACACUCCAAUUGUUUAGACCGCUUCAAAAGUGCAUAUGGUAUGUCAUCUCCUUCAAAACCAGUUGUGAAUCCUGCGGAAAAUACUGAGCCAAAGGCAUCAGAAGAUGAUUGCAAGCCUACUUGUCCUUUGUGUAGGGGGGAAGUUACUGGGUGGGUUGUUGUUGACAAGGCUCGUGUACAACUCGAUGUGAAGAAGCGUUGUUGUGAGGAGCAUCGCUGUACAUUUAUGGGUUCGUAUUUGGAAUUACAAAAACAUGCUCAGCUGGAGCACCCUCAUUCUCGUCCUUCAAAGAUUGAUCCUGCUCGGCAGCUUGAUUGGGAAAAUUUCCAGCAGUCCUCCGAGAUCAUAGAUGUUUUGAGCACUAUACAUUCAGAAGUCCCUCGCGGGGUGGUUUUAGGAGACUAUGUGAUUGAAUAUGGUGAUGAUGAGACUGGGGAUGAGUUUGAGGACUUCCAUGGGGAUGAACGCAACUGGUGGACCUCCUGCAUCUUAUAUCAGGUUUUCGAUAACUUAAGGAAUUCUAGAAACAGAAGAAGGUCAAGAGUUGGUGACACAAGAAGAGGAAGUCGCCGAGCAAGCUAUGAUAAUUCAAAUUCUGAUGAAGGUUCUGUGACAUCUGUUGAAUUCCCAGAGUAUAGGGCAGAUGAGAUGGAUGAUGAGUUUAUGAGUACAACUGGCCCCUCCAGAGGUGGCUCUAGUUAUCGCAGUUCCCGUAGACGUCGUUCUCGCUUCUAUGACAAUUAGGUUUCGUCGCCCUCAAGCUCUCGUCUUUCGUAUAAUAAACCCAUCUUACAGCACAUCUAUCAAUUUCAUACGACGUGUAUUGUAUCUUCUGGCAGGGCGUAACUAGAAUAGAACAAGUGAAGGAAGGAAGGAAGGAAAGAACGAGAUCCAUCGGAAGACACAGGAAGUGGAUUGGCACUGGGAUGGGAUGCUGGGAUGCUUGCUGUGGCUCUCAUCUCUUGAGUGGUUUUACAUGUAAAAGAUAACCUACAUCUGGAUUGUACAUUCUUUCUUGCCUAGGUGGACGAGGACAUGAUUAUUAUUUUUCCCUCUAUGUUCCUUGUUUGCAAUCUUGAUCAAUUUCUCACUAAUGAUGUUUUUGGACAGUAAUUUAGUAUGUAAUUACUUUUUGUUUUUCGGCAACUUGGUGCAAAGGCACAACGUACUUAUCAAACAAGGACACUGUUUGACUC